GUUGAACUCAAUUAGCUGAUACUGUCUCCUUCACACGCGGCGAAGCGUACUCUCAAUUUCUCGCCACCGCCAUCAAACACCAAUCUCUCUCUCUAAAACGUUUCUCUUUUUUCCCUCUCUCUCUUCAAAACAAAAAUCUACAACACCACAUUAUCACAUCAUAAGAAGUAACAACAACACAUACAAAUGGCGAUGAGGAUUUGAAGGCGUUGAUUGUGGUUUGAUUCUGAGUCAUCUCAUUUCUAUUACUUUCUCGUAAUGGCAUCUUCAUCAUGUUCUGGAAAUUCUCUCACAAAUGUGGAUCGUUUUGUUCUCAGUGUCACUCCAGAAGUUCCUUCUCACAAUCUUGUUCUUCAGAGCUGUUCUCAUGAAGUAAAUAGCCAAUGGCUACCUCUUGGCAAGGACUCUAUUGAAUGCUUUGAAUUGAAAGAUCUUUGGAACUGCUAUGAAAAAUGGAGCGCAUUGGGUGCUGGUACGCCGAUGCUGUUGGAAAACCGCCAUACUUUGAUGCAAUACUAUGUUCCCUAUCUAUCUUCCAUCCAAAUCUACACCACUAAGUCUGUUGCAGCUACUUCCAGGAUUAAGAAAGAGGAUAGCGACACUGCUGAAUCUGAAUUCGAUUCCUCUAGUGAAGAUAGUGGAAGUGAUAGCCUAUCUAGAUCGUUAAGUAACAAUUCUAGCAAAGCAUGGGAUGCUGCUUCCUUGGAUUCGAGCUCUGACCAAUCGGGUUCGUGGCCAACAAGGGAUAUGCUUGGAUACCUUUAUUUGCAGUAUACCGAGACUUUACCGCCUUGGUUGAGGGUUCCAUUUUCUUUUAAGAUAUCGGAGCUUGCUAAAAGCCAUCCAGCAUUGAUGACUUUGAAAAGUGUGGAUGUUUCCCCUGCAAGUUGGAUGGCUGUUGCUUGGUACCCUAUUUAUUCCAUACCGUAUCAUCAACCAAGUGAAAAGGAACUCUCUGCAUGCUUCCUAACUUACCAUACACUAUCAUCAUCUUUCCAAGAUUGUAAAAACACAUAUGAUGACAUAGACAUCGGAAAAGACACAGGCUGUUUUGAAGAAUGGGUAGGUGUGGGAAAGAAAAGCAAGGAAAACAAGAGUGGUUUUAAAUCUCUGUCUCCUUUUGGGAUGGCCAGUUACAAAAUGGAGAAACCUUUUUGGUUAAGUUCAUCAUCCUCUCCUGAUUCUGGUAAUGAAAGGAUGUCUGACAUGUACAGCGCAGCAGAAUCGUGGUUGAAGCAACUCAACGUUCACCACCACGACUUCAACUUUUUCACUCUCCGGUCACCUUUGUAAAUUGGUUUCAGUUUUUAUUCACUAACUCACUUCGGCCAUCUUAUUUAGUUUGGUACUUGAACAGAAGAGGUUUUACUACAGGCACAGUUUUGGAAACAAUGACAAACUCAGGUUAUACGUCAAGGGAUGUAUAAUCCUUUAAGUUUUGUUUGUAGUAUUUUCCGGAUAGGCCGUUAUGUUAGUUUUCAGGGUUCAUAUUUUGUUCUUUCUGAUUAGUACUCUUUCGAUGUCUCUUAACUCACCCAGUCUGCUGAGAACUAGUCUCCGAUCGAUAAUAGCAGUUUGGAGGUGACUAAACUAUGGUAUCUUUUGUACAUUUUAUUUAUUUCUUUAAGGAAUUGUUUGUGUUUUGUAUA
Molecule: messenger RNA, 1649 nt
Organism: Vicia villosa (hairy vetch)
Lineage: Eukaryota; Viridiplantae; Streptophyta; Magnoliopsida; Fabales; Fabaceae
Exons: 7
Coding region: 259-1293 (344 amino acids)
Source: RefSeq, a predicted model, not a curated record